Ochotona curzoniae (black-lipped pika) is the source of this 2140-nucleotide messenger RNA. It is a transcript of the gene DYRK3, whose product is annotated as dual specificity tyrosine phosphorylation regulated kinase 3. The transcript is spliced from 3 exons. The coding region runs from base 132 to 1898 and encodes 588 amino acids. Gene Ontology annotation, biological process: peptidyl-threonine phosphorylation; peptidyl-serine phosphorylation; cytoplasmic stress granule disassembly. The record is from RefSeq and is a predicted model, not a curated record. Gene Ontology annotation, molecular function: protein serine/threonine kinase activity; protein serine/threonine/tyrosine kinase activity; ATP binding. NCBI's taxonomy places the organism in Eukaryota, Metazoa, Chordata, Mammalia, Lagomorpha, Ochotonidae. Gene Ontology annotation, cellular component: nucleus.
CAGCGUCUGGCUGGCGGAAUCCCCAGGGGAUCGUCUCGCCCAGGAGGCAGCCGCCCCGGCGCAGGUGGCCUGGGCCUGCCGUCCCUUCCAACCGCCGCCCCUCCCCCGCGUGGGGGGUCCCGAGAGCGCGGAUGGGAGGCACGGCUCGCGGGCCCGGACGGAAGGAUGCGGGGCCGUGCGGGGCCGGGCUCCCACCCCAGCAGCGGAGGUUGGGAGAUGGUGUCUAUGAUACUUUCAUGAUGAUAGAUGAAACUAAAUGCCCACCCUAUUCAAAUGCCCUGUGCCAUCCCGCUGACCCAGCUCUGCCCAGAAGAGUGAAUAUCCCCACUGAGCCAUUAAUUGGAGAUCAGCCCCAGCACUCGGGGACCGGGGAUGAGAUGAAGGUGGAACAGUUGUUUCAGGACUUAGACAGUGGACGAGGUGACCCUGUGCAGUCAGACAGCGCUGUCAGCAACUCCGAGAAGUGCUCUCCAGCUAUUUCUCAAGGCAGGAGUCCUGAGAGCUUGCCCGCCGUGAAGUCCAGCAGCUCAUCCAAGGCAUCCCAAGCCGUGCCCCUGACCCCAGAGCAGGCAUUGAAGCAGUACAAGUACCACCUCACCGCCUAUGAGAAGCUGGAGAUCACCCAUUACCCAGAAAUUUACUUUGUGGGGCCAAAUGCCAAAAAGAGACAAGGCGUUGUUGGUGGUCCCAACAACGGUGGGUAUGACGAUGCAGAAGGGGCGUACAUCCAUGUCCCCCGAGACCAUCUUGCUUAUCGCUAUGAGGUGCUGAAGAUUAUCGGCAAAGGGAGUUUCGGGCAGGUAGCCCGCGCCUACGAUCACAAACUGAGACAGUAUGUGGCCCUGAAAAUGGUGCGCAAUGAAAAACGCUUCCACCGCCAAGCCGCCGAGGAGAUCCGCAUCCUGGAGCACCUGCGAAAGCAGGACAAGACCGGUAGCAUGAACGUGAUCCACAUGCUGGACAGCUUCACCUUCCGGAACCAUGUGUGCAUGGUCUUUGAACUGCUGAGCAUAGACCUCUAUGAAUUGAUUAAGAAGAACAAGUUUCAGGGUUUCAGCAUCCAGUUAGUACGCAAGUUUGCUCAAUCCAUCUUGCAGUCUUUGGAUGCUCUGUACCGAAACAAGAUCAUUCACUGUGACCUGAAGCCAGAGAACAUUCUCCUGAAGCACCAUGGGUGCAGCGCCACCAAGGUCAUUGACUUCGGCUCCAGCUGUUUUGAGUACCAGAAGCAUUACACGUACAUCCAGUCGCGGUUCUACAGGGCCCCCGAGGUCAUCCUGGGAAGCCGCUACAGCACGUCUAUUGAUAUCUGGAGUUUUGGCUGCAUCCUUGCGGAACUUCUCACAGGACAGCCUCUCUUCCCCGGGGAGGACGAAGGGGACCAGUUGGCCUGCAUGAUGGAGCUGCUAGGGAUGCCACCACCAAAACUCCUGGAGCAAUCGAAACGGGCCAAGUACUUCAUUAACUCCAAGGGCUUGCCUCGCUACUGCUCCGUGGCUACCCAAGCAGAUGGAAGGGUUAUGCUUGUCGGGGGACGCUCCCGGCGGGGCAAGAAGAGAGGUCCUCCAGGAAGCAGAGACUGGGGAACAGCACUGAAAGGCUGUGACGACUACUUGUUCAUCGAGUUUCUGAAACGAUGCCUCCACUGGGACCCUUCUGCCCGCCUAACCCCAGCUCAAGCUCUCAGACACCCUUGGAUUAGCAAGUCUAUGCCCAGACCUCUCACCUUUGAGAAGGGGUCAGGGAAACGGGUCGUUAAUCCUGCAAAUGCUUUCCCGGGACUGGGUGCCAAGCUGCCCCCUGUUGUUGGAAUAGCCAGCAAGCUUAAAGCUAACUUAAUGUCAGAAGCCAAUGGCAGUAUACCUCUGUGCAGUGUAUUGCCAAAGCUGAUUAGCUAAUGGACAGCAGUGUGUUCAGAGAUGCAUAUGUAUGUAUUUUUAAUUACCUUGAAAUGAGAAAAAAAGAGCGCAAACCCAUUGGUGGAUAUGUUUUUGUUAGAUUAGACUUCUUUUUAUAACAAGGGAAAAAAACCCCACAUUUUUAUAUGACUAUGAAAGAACUCUUCAAGGGCUAAUUUACCUAACCAGCUUGUGUUGGCCACCUGGAAUAUACAUUAAACGGCUUUUUAUAGAUCACUGCA